UGCGCCCGGAGGAGUCGGUUCUGUUACCUAGGGCGGUUGUCGCUCUCCUGAGGAAGAAGAGCUUUUCUCGCCGGUCUUCCUCGCUGGUUCCUUGGCCUCGAGAGGCCGGCAGCCUCGGCGGACUGCAGGACCCGCGCUUGGGAGGAGAGGAGCCGGGGCCCUCCUCGAGGGAGGACGAGAGUGGAUCGGGAUAUCUUUGGUGGUCAGGGUCUGGGGCCUGAGAGCUGUCAGAGUCCUGGCAGCCCUUUUCCAGGCGGGUCCCUCAGCCUCCUUUCCAUAGGUCGCCAGGCUGGGGGGAAGCGGGAGGGUCCGCCCCCCACCGAUCCAUUCAUUCAUUCCAUGCCUGGCGCCGAGGUAGGUGGGAUGCUAAGGAGGAGGCCCAAGUCCCCUACCCUCUGGAAACUUGCAGUCUUGUAGGAUCCAUUCUGCCAUUCAGCACAUGUCGAUUGAGCACCUGUAGGAGAUGGAACUGUUUAAGACUCAUGUCAACAGAAAUGUAGAGACUCCACACUGUUGUGGAGGGUGGAAUUUGCUCUUAACUUCUCACCACAUCCAACAGAAUAAAAUUCAUUUGGCUUAGCCUGACGAUCCAGGCUUUUGGGAACUAGUUUUUGCCUCUCCCGCAGCCUUCUGUCCUACCACUUUCUCUUCACUCCGAUUAUAUCAAAAACUUUGCAUUUCAUGAAUUCAACAAGUAGUUGUCCAAUACUUAUUACAAGUCAGGCACUGGCUAAGCUGAAGAGAAUACAAAGUGAAGUAGAUGGGCCCGUGUCCUCCUAAAACGUUGAACUUAGUAGGGGCGGAUAAUAAGUUGAUGAAUAAAAUUUAUUCCAGCAGAGUUCCAGCAGAUACUCUGGAACCAUACUGCCUAGGUUUGAUCCCAACCCUGCUACUGGAAAAGCUGUAAGGACUUGAAUUGGUUUCUCAUUCUGCUUGUGCCUGUUUUCUUGCUAUAAAGAGAAAGUGGCAAUAGAUGCUACCAUAAAGGAUUAUUGUACAGAUGAAACGAGUUAAAGAUUUGAAAAGCAGUUGUAACAGUGCUUGGCACACAGUAGGCAUUGAAUAAAUAAUAUCUUCUACAUAUGAUUAUAACCUAUGACAAGUGAUAUUGUGAAAACAGUGGGUGGUGAUAGAGAUUAAUGGUGGUGAGGGUCCACUUAAAGGAUUGGGGAAGCUUCACUAAGGAAGUGAUGUGGAAGACAAGAAUGAGCCAGCCAUACAAAAUAGAUUCUAGGUAGGGUUAUCUGCCUAGCUUUCUAAAACAGAAUGAUUAAUCAGAUUUUUUGGACAGCAUGACUUGUAUCAUUGUGUUUGAAAUGAAGAACUUUCGGCUGUUAGGUCAUUCAUGUGCCAAAGUAAAUCAUUCCCAGGUAGCAUUCUAGUCAUCUGAGUUUGGAGAGCUCUUGUUGGGCUGAUAUGUCUCUCAUAAUGCAGUGUUUGCUGAUAAAGCCUUUAAUAGAUGGGGGUCUUGGGCCAGUCAGGUGAUAGUUUUUCUAGAUUUGGGACUCCUCCUGUUUCUGUGGUGACUGCCAUCCACUGGGUCCCCUUCCCUCCCCCCCCCAAGUUUCAGUAAAAAUAUUCUCCCAAGGUAUACAUACUUUUCUGGAAGAACACAUGCUUUAAGAGAUUCCUAGAUCACUCUCCUCUGUUAUGUAGUGAUGUCCUAUAGGAAGAUUAGACCAUGUUAACCAGGCUGUUCUGAGUAUUUGAGAGGAGUAUAGUUAUUCUGAAGACUUAUACCUUACCCCACAUACCCUUGUACCUUCUGGAAGAAAUGGCAUAAAAUAACAAUGUCUGUCUAAUUACACUUAGAUGCUUUUGGUUUUCCACAGAUAUCAAAUUAAGUGAACCAAAUGUGCUUUAUCACCCUGGAGAUAUUGGAGAAUCAUCUGACACCAAGUUCAUAGAUAAUUCUAUUUGAGAGGCAUCUACUGGGCAACAAAACCUUCUCUUGGCUUUGAACUUUAACAGAGGAAAGCUUUAAACAUAUUAUUUAACUACAGGCCUAACUUGAACAAAGACAUUUAAAUUGCUGUGGAGAGGAAAACAAUACUUCUUGUUCAAUUGUGCAAACUCCAAGUAUCUAAGUGAGAAGAAGAGAGGAACCAUACAAGGCUGUGAGUGUGAAUGAGACUUGACUAGACUCAUACUUGGGUUCAUGUUUGCCUCUGUGUUCAUGCCCCAAGACUGACUCUCACUCCUCCGAAGACCAGCCUGAAAGCCUUAAAUGUUGUCACAUGAUGGAUGAGUCAGAUGAGGAUUUUAAAGAACUCUGCUCCAGCUUUUUCCAAAGGGUGAAAAAAAAUGCAACCAAGGAAGUGCCAAGAGAAAAGAAGGCACAAAAAGCCUCAAACAAUAUGCAGAUAAGAAGCAAAUUGAAAACAAAACAAGUUGAUACCAAGGGCAAAACCCUUCAAGACCCUUCAGAGAAGAAACCUCAAUCUGGCGGCCAGGCCCCUAGGACAAAAAAGCAAGGGACAAUCAAGUCGCAAGCAAGUGAAAUGGCUUUCACUGUAAACGGUGAAGGAGGUAUGCUUGCUCCUGCUCCAAACCAGCCUGAGCUCUGGGAAAGAGUACAGACCACCCAGACAGAGACUACUCCCAACAGUGACUCCCAGCCACCUCCUUCCUGUUUGGCGACAGUCGUGCCAAGUCCCUCCAAACCCCGCACAGCAGAGUUGGUCCUACAGCGAAUGCAGCAAUUCAAGAGAGCAGAUCCCAAGCGUUUGAAACAUGCUUCAGAAGAAUGCUCCCAUGAAGUGGCAUUGGAAGAACAUGCCCCAGAGGGCCCUCUAAAGGAGACAGUGUUGGGGAAUGGAUAUGGGUCUGGGCUCCCUGCCACAGAGAGCGAUGCUGCGGUGGCCUUGGCCCUACAGCAAGAGUUUGCACAGGGAGGAGCAUCUGCACACAAUGAUAGCCUGGAGGAAAAGGGGUUGUUCUUCUGCCAAAUCUGCCAGAAGGACCUCUCAGCCAUGAACGUGGCCCGGAGGGAGCAGCAUGUGAACAGGUGCUUGGAUGAGGCUGAAAAGGCACUAAGACCUUCCAUGCCUCAGAUCCCUGAAUGCCCGAUUUGUGGCAAACCAUUUCUCACCUUAAAGAGCAGAAUCAGUCACUUGAAACAAUGCGCAGUGAAGAUGGAAGUUGGCCCCCAACUCUUGCUGCAGGCCGUCCGGCUGCAGACAGCUCAGCCUGAGGGGGCUGGCAGCCCACCAGCAUCUAGCUUUAGCAAUCACGUGGGAGGUUUGAAACGGAAAGUAGCCAACAACAAGAAGGAGACACGGAAGAAGCGGAAGGUUGUUGAGGCACCCUCCGAGGACCUGCUGGUGGCCAUGGCUCUGUCCCGAUCUGAGAUGGAGCAGUGUCCAUCUGUGCCAGCACUCAAACUGGAAAGUGCUUUUUCUGAGAAAAUAAGGCCAGGAGCAGAGAAGAAAAGUCACAAGAAGAAAACCCUGGUUCCCCUUCCCAGGUUGUUGGUCCAGGACUCUGAGACCACAGGCAGGCAGAUAGAAGACCGAGUGGCCCUGCUCCUUUCUGAGGAAGCAGAAUUAUUCAGCACACCACCACUUCCUGCCAGCAGGAUUUUAAAGGAAGAAUUGGAAAAGGGAGGCUGGUGUCUGCCACCACCUGAAGGAAAGCGGAACUUUCUGUGGGAGGGCAGCACCCUGACCGGAGCCUGGGCUGUGGAGUCCUUCUACACGGCCAGCCUUGUCCCUCCCCUCAUGCCCCAGAGGCCUGUCAUGGGACUCCCUCUGCCAGCUGAGCAGUCAGAGCUGGGUAUGGGAAGACCACCUGCCCUACACAGCAAUGCCCCUGUGGGCUGCAGCCCUGAGUACCCAUCACCAUCAGCCAGCCAGAGGGAACACCAGGCCCUGCAGGACCUGGUGGACCUGGCAAGGGAGGGGCUGAGUGCUAGCCCGUGGCCUGGCAGUGGGGGCCUAGCCAACUCUGGAGGCACUGCAGGGUUGGAGUUGGUGCCCAGUGGCCUUCCACUGACUGGGUUUGUCCUGCCACCCAAGGAAAAGCAUCUGGAGAGGGGCAGCUAUGCUUCGCUCUCCCUCGGGUUAUUGGUUGCUGACUUUGGUGCCAUGGUCAAUAACUCACACCUGAGCGAUGUCCAGUUCCAGACAGACAGUGGGGAGACACUUCAUGCCCACAAGUUUGUGCUUUAUGCCCGAUGUCCACUUCUCAGUCAGUAUGUGAACAAUGAAGGCUUCUCUGCUGUAGAAGAGGGGAUUCUGACCCAGCGUGUCCUAUUAAACGACGUGAGCACCGAGGGUGCCUAUGCAUUCCUGCACUAUCUCUACACUGCAGACACUGGCCUUCCUCCCCACCUGACCCCUGAGCUGAGGUCCCUGGCCCUCAGGUUUGGCAUGAGUGAGCUUGCUCACCUAUGUGAACAAGUGCCCACCAUGACAGAUUCAGAGGGCGAACAAUGGGAGAAGGAGGAUGAGAAUUGUGAAAGCAGAGCAGAGAAUUUCCAAGAACUCUUGAGGUCAGUGUGGGUAGAUGAAGAUGAGGAAGCAGAGAUGUUGAAAUCUAACAGCCACAAAGAAGACAGAGAAAAGGUAAAUGAAGCAGAAAUGGAGGAAAUUUAUGAAUUUGCAGCUACUCAGCGAAAGCUGCUCCAGGGGUCAAGAACACCAGAUGAUAAUGAGGACACUGACCACCACAAGGAAGACAGACCAAUUUCUGGGCAUGUCCUAGCAAGUGUCCAGGUUAAUGAACAGUUGGAAAAGGCAGAGAACAUGGAAUCUUCUGAGCCAGGAAGAGAUGAGGACCCAACCAAUGGGGGGGAUAAGCGAGAGUGCGUUCUCUGGCCACUCCAGAGCCACCCCUCAGACAGGGAGGGGGGUGCAGAGACCCAUGAGCAAGAGGCGCCCAUGAAGGCCCAGGGUUGUUCCAGGUCCUGCAGUCUUUCUGUGAGCUACCCACUUCCACACUUGGAGGAUACCCGUGAACACAAGCAGCUUUUUUCAUCUACUCUAGGAGAAUUCUCUGAGCUGUCCCAGAUAACGUGUGAUUCCAAGGAACAGAGUGGCUCUGUCAGGGAGAGGAGUAUGGAGAUUCUUCAUGACCCUGCUGCCCAGCAGGUGCCCCUGGCACACACGAGGGGCUUCCUGUCUCAGCUACCCCACGGUGGGAGUCCCAGCCAGUCCCCUCUUCACCCUCAUCACCCAAGUGGGUUGUCCCCAUCAAUACCGCAGUUGCAUGGUGGUCUCUCCCAGCUGGCCACCCCAAACUCACUGUCUCCAGCUGGGCUAUCAAAGCUGAAAAGGAACAGUAAUGUGCUUACAUUAUUUAAAGAGCCAGGCCACCAGAAAGGCAAAGAAUGUAGUUCCGUAUUGGAACCCCAAAGUAAGGGGGUCCUGAUUUCCCCAGAAAAGUCUCUGUCCAUUGACCUAACCCAAAUAAAACCUGAUCAUCUGAGUCCCAGAUCUCAGAAUUCUCUAUCCAGUGUGAACAAAGAAGAUGAGAUUAUCCUUUUGUUGGAUUCAGAUGAAGAGCUGGAGCUAGAACAAACCAAAAUGAAGUCAGUUUCUAGAGAUCUUCCAGAAGAAAGGAAAGUUCUAGACAUUAGUCUCAAGUCCUCUGAGUUGUUUUCUGUCAUUGAUGUCGAUACAGAUCAGGAGCAUUCCCACAGCCCACCAAGAGGAGAAGCUGAGCUACAGCAGGAAAGGAGGGAGGGGCAUUUGGAGAAGAGGGGCUCUGUGGGCAGCAGAGGGACUCCCUGGCUAUUCUGUAACCGUGAGAGCAGCCCUGACGAGGAUAGCACUAUGGACACCUCCUGGCUGGUACCUGCCACCCCUCUGGCCAGCAGAAGCUGCAACUCUUCAUCCCAGACCCAGAUCACCAGCCUCAGGACCAGGAUAGCAGUGGAUGAAAUGACUCGGCACAUGGCUGCGGCCUCAUCAGAAAAUAGGGAAGUGAAGGAAGCUACACAGGAACUGUCAGUGAUCAUGCCCCAGGCACUGUCAUCAUGCCGUGUCCCCAGCACUCUAGGAACUUCUCAGAGCAGAAGGCAGGUCCACAGAAGCUUCCCUUUUCCCCACCUCAGGCACCAGAAGGUCUCUCCUCUGAUCCCUUGGUCCAUCUCAGAAGAUCAUGUCCAUCUCACCAGGCCGUUCCCUCAGGGGAUCUCAUACUCACAGCCCGGGCUGAGGCUUCCAAAGCAGGCCACUGCUAGUGAAGUGGUGGAGGUUGAGGACAGUGAAGAUGAGCAGGAGGUGGCCUUAUGCCAGCCAUAUAGCAGCCCCCCACUGGACAGUGACCCCAGGGUUCCUGCUGAUGACUGCUGCUGGCCAGUGGAGCCCCUUUCACCGAUUCCAAUCGACCAUGUAAACCUUGAGCGGACUGGCCCCCUGAGCACGAGUAGUCCCAGCAAUAGGGUGAGGGAUGCCUUUGAUAGCAGUGACAGCCACUCACCUGGGCUCCUGGGCACCACUCCCAUCCGAGGAAGCUGUGCUACACAAAGAAAAUCUCCAGAAAAAUCCUCCCAGGCCAGCUCCCCAGGCAGUAGCAGGCUGAGCUUUUUGAAUUCAGCUCUGUGGGCUGACUGGGAUGGAGAAGAGCAGAAGUCUCCAGAAGCUCUUCCUCUGACCAAGACACCAAGUGUUGAUCCAGCUCAGAAGUCCAAAGAGUCAAGUACACCCAGAGGUGCUAAUCAAAAGAAGAACUUGCCCCCCAAAGUGCCCAUAACUCCAAUGCCACAGUAUUCCAUUAUGGAGACCCCAGUGCUGAAGAAAGAACUGGAUAGGUUUGGAGUCCGCCCUCUGCCCAAACGCCAGAUGGUUCUGAAACUGAAGGAGAUAUUCCAGUAUACUCACCAGACCUUAGAGUCCAAUUCUGAGGAUGAGAUCCAGUCCUCACAAGUGCCACUGGAGGUGCCUCCCAGCCGGACACACACCUCUGCGACCCACAAGCCUUCAAGGGAGGCCAAUCUGGGACCCGUACCCCAAAGGUCCAAGCAACCUGCUAAGACCAAGGGUCCCCGAUGUAGAAAGCAGCAGCCCUGUGGAUUGCUGAACAGGUCACCAGCCAAGGAGUCUCUGCCACACCCUAGUGGUGACACCCCGCUCCCAGCCUCCCAGGAAUCUGUGACCACCUCUGUGGAUGGCAGUGACAGCUCCUUUAGCUCACAAAGUUCUUCCUCCUGUGAGUUUGGUGCAGCCUUUGAGUCUGCAAGUGAAAAUGAGGAGCACGAGGAGGGGCUUAGUGCAUCACAGGCCGCCAUCCAGGCAGCAGACACAGAGGAGGCAGUGAGACGCUUCAUUCGCUCCCGGCCUGCCUUGUACCGGAAGGUGCUACUGUACCAGCCCUUUGAGCUAGGGGAGCUGCAGGCUGAGCUGAAGCAGAAUGGCAUCUGCAUGGCCACAGGCAAGCUGCUGGACUUCCUGGAUGCCCACUGCAUCACCUUUACCACUGCUGCAGCCCGCAAGGAGAAGCUCCAGGGGAAGAGGAGGCAUCCUGUGGGCAAGAAGAAAGGGGAGCAGAAUUGACAGGGCCCUCCCCUAUCCCACCCCUGCGGCCAGUAGCCUCCACUGGCCAUCUGUGGGGAGUACCGGGGAUACCAGUGCCAGUUAGGCCUCCACAGGUACUUCUGGGCCUCAGGAUCCUGUCAGCUCUGCACCUGUCAAAAUAACAGCACUGACCCAAGUCUCCUUCCUCUGGACGCCACUCUCUGGAGUGGUAUUUGGAGAGUAUCAACCACUGGAUUUUGGGUCCCCAACCCCUCCCCUUUCUCAGUGCCCACAGCGUGUCUCUCUUUAACUCAGUAAGGCCAUAGUGUUUUAGGGGGUAGUGGGCUUCUACCAGGCCAGGACAAGACCUCAUUGUGCCACAUCUGCCACUCUGUCCACUAGUCCUCUGCCCCAUGAGUCUGUUCCUGAAAUGGACGUCAGGCCCCUCCUGCCUAGCGGUGUGGGCUUGUCUUCCCUCUCAGCUCUCGGGUCAGUACCAGCAACUACCAGCAGACCAGGAGUCCACAGGCUCCAUGCAUUACCACAUCCCAGGGGCAGUUGUCCUGCUGAUAUUUGUCAUUGUCACCAGCAGUCUGUAAAUUGGGUUGUGCACAAGGGCCGAGCACAACUCUGGAGCUCCCCAAACAAGCAUGUUUUGUUAGUGGGUUCUGCUCAUGCUUGUUAGUGCUGCCUCCAGUCUCAGGAGCCAUGUAGGCUGAAGGUGAGGGCCAGAAAGAAGGAAAAUUGAGUCUCCACAUCCUGUGUCUGUCCUUGUCUGUCUGAAGUGUGGUGCAGCCAGUUUUAUAUGAUAUGCAAUAAAAACAAA
Molecule: messenger RNA, 8283 nt
Organism: Nycticebus coucang (slow loris)
Lineage: Eukaryota; Metazoa; Chordata; Mammalia; Primates; Lorisidae
Gene: SLX4
Product: SLX4 structure-specific endonuclease subunit
Exons: 14
Coding region: 2238-7496 (1752 amino acids)
Biological process (GO): resolution of meiotic recombination intermediates; interstrand cross-link repair; DNA replication
Cellular component (GO): Slx1-Slx4 complex; nucleus
Molecular function (GO): enzyme binding; DNA binding
Source: RefSeq, a predicted model, not a curated record